UCUUGGCUCGAGAACGCGUGCCCCAUGUCUGCGCGCUGGGCGAAGCUCGGCAGCUUGCUCUUACUUGCUCGCCUGGCACCCACGGUGCUGUUCUCAAGAUUUCGAUUCUCGGCGGGUCCUUCGAUAGUCAGUUCACGUUUUCGACGUGUCUCUGCAGUCGCCAGGCCAUAUUGCACGACAGUCUCAAUGGAUCGGCUCGUCGUGGACCGGUCCAAAUGGGCGCACCGAUGCUCGCCAGAGACUACUCUCGUGGGGGGCAUCCUUCAACGGGAGCAUGUCUUCCGCGUACCAUUGGACUGGUCGGAUGACACUCCUCUUAACAUCACGGAUUCGACCGACGGCGACGAGGUCUGGGAUCCCUUGCUCUUCCCUAGCUCCCCUUACAUCGACGUGUUCGUUCGCGAGGUGGUGAAGGGCAAGGCUGGCCAGGCGAACGAGGAAAAGGGGAGAGGGAGAAGCAGAACCAGAAGGAGGUGCUGCUCUUUCUGCAGGGCGGGCCAGGGUUUCCCAGCCCGCGGCCGAGCGCGCCACCGUCGGGAUGGCUGA
Messenger RNA from Prorocentrum cordatum, 546 nucleotides. Lineage: Eukaryota; Dinophyceae; Prorocentrales; Prorocentraceae. The record is from the annotation of a GenBank genome assembly.